AUGGCUUCCGAGUUGAGCAAGAACGCUCUUCAGUCAUACCCUUCAUCUUCUCAGACCCUUCGUCUUCUCAGAACCAUCAACUUGCUGGUAGCGAUGGCGUCUACAUCAGAGGGACUAACAGUGCCAUUCUUCAGGAAGAAGGGCAAGGGGAGACCGACAACAUCUCGCAAACGGUCCGUAUCUCCACCCGCUGGUUCACUUACAGUCCCAGUGCCCUCGUCCUCCAAGUCCGAAGUAGUCCUACCGUCGCGCAAACCCACAGGAAACCUUCUUAGCGCGGGCACGAAGCGUACGGCGGCGCAGCGGCGCGAUGACGAGUAUGCAGACGAGGAGCAGCAGCGUGAGGGUCCUGACGUUAAGUGGACAGCAGCAGGGUCGCACACGAACGCGGCGCUGGAGAUACUGCAGGGUGACGAGGCGGAGCAGAUGCUGGCGAAGCGGCAGCGGAAGGACAAAGGAGACGAUGAUGAAGGCAUACCUGAUGACGGGCUGUAUAGAGGCCAGAAGGCGUACGCGAGCCACAUAAAGAGGAACCAGGAGGUGCCCAAGGCGAUGCGCGUGGGCCCUCAGCGGUCGUCGGGCAGUACCAUUCGUACUGUGACCAUUGUUGACUACCAGCCGGACGUCUGCAAGGACUACAAAGAGACCGGUUAUUGCGGCUAUGGUGAUACGUGUAAAUUCCUACACGACCGAGGAACCUAUCUCGCUGGUUGGCAGUUAGACAAACUCGCGGAAAACCCUCAGAAAGAGGUCGAGGAUGCCUCGGACUCGGACUCCGACGAAGACAUCCCCUUCGCGUGUAUCAUCUGCCGAAAAUCCUACACUGAUCCCGUCGUCACUCGCUGCGGUCAUUACUUCUGCUCAGCAUGCGCCAUCAAGCGUUUCGCAAAGACGCCAAAGUGUGCUGCAUGCGGAGCACCAACUGCCGGUAUAUUCAAUCGCGCGGACAAGGUGAUUGAGAAGAUAAAAACCAAGAAGGCGCAGGACAGCGCGGACGACGGGAACGGAGGUGAGAAGGCAGAGGACGUCAAAAUCGAGGGUUUGGAGCAAGGGAGUGAUGCUAGCCGUGGAAGUGACAGCGAGGACGACAACGAUUGA
Messenger RNA from Sparassis crispa, 1098 nucleotides. RefSeq names its product Pre-mRNA-splicing factor CWC24. Gene Ontology annotation, biological process: snoRNA splicing. The transcript is spliced from 3 exons. Bases 1 to 1098 code for a protein of 365 amino acids. The record is from RefSeq and is a predicted model, not a curated record. NCBI's taxonomy places the organism in Eukaryota, Fungi, Basidiomycota, Agaricomycetes, Polyporales, Sparassidaceae. Gene Ontology annotation, cellular component: U2-type spliceosomal complex. Gene Ontology annotation, molecular function: metal ion binding.